UGAGGCCAUCCCUGUGGUAAUCAUAUCUCUGCACAAGUUGGUCUAAUCCUUUUUGUUUUGAACCAGACGCGUUGUUUAGUUCACAAAGGAGUGCAGGUAGAAAACUUUGAACCGCUUCUUCCCCGGGAGACACAAAAGGAAACUUUUUGCAGAAAACGGGAAACUAAUUAAGGGAAACGCUUCGAAUCUCAGCCCUUUCUACUUAAUAUCUAUCAUCCGUUUCCCUUUGAACUUUGAACCAACUCAAAGCAUUUACUCAAACACCUAGCUAGCUAGCUACCUGUCACCAACACAACUCAGAUUGCAUCAUUCCAAACGCUUCCUGGGAACUUUCUCUUCUGUCAUAAUACGUCUAUGUGAGUUGGAACUCGUGUACACUUCCUCACUGCUAAACCAAGGCCGAAACCCGUUCUUUUCUCUUUCGGCUCACGUAGAUCUGAUUACAGUUCAGAUUUUGGUGAUAGUCAGAAGGAAGCUUCUAGAUGGCGAACCGUUGGUGGGCCGGGAACAUGGCGGUGAAAUCUGAUGACCCCAACUCAUCGCUUCAGCCGAGAGACCAAGACAGCGGCGACAACGCCAACAACGCCACUCCGACCAACAGCGGCAACAGUAACACCAACUUCAACGCUGGCGAGGACGACGACAACCCCGCCAACAACAACGACGGUGACGAGCAGAACCUUAGCAGCGGGCGGCGGCCGAGGGGCAGGCCGCCGGGGUCGAAGAACAAGCCGAAGCCGCCGGUGGUGAUAACGAAGGAGAGCCCCAACGCGCUGCGCAGCCACAUCCUCGAAAUCAGCGGAGGCAGCGACGUGGCGGAGUGCAUUGCCACCUUUGCCACGCGCCGCCACCGCGGCGUGUCUGUGCUUAGCGGAAACGGCGUCGUCACCAACGUCACGCUGCGCCAGCCCGCCGCUCCCGGUGGCGUUAUCACGCUGCAGGGGAGGUUCGAGAUUCUCUCCCUCUCCGGCGCGUUUCUUCCGGCGCCGUCCCCUCCGGAGGCCACCGGACUAACCGUGUACCUCGCCGGAGGGCAGGGUCAGGUCGUCGGAGGAAGCGUGGUGGGACCUCUUGUCGCCUCGGGACCCGUGAUGGUUGUAGCUGCCACCUUUGCUAAUGCUACAUAUGAAAGGUUGCCCUUGGAGGAUGAACAAGGCGAAGAGGACAUGCAAGAGGUGAAUGAAGGUGGUGACGGCGGAACACCACCACCUUCUCUGGGUGAUCAACCGCCACAAGUUCCAAUGCCGGUGUAUAAUUUGGUCCCUAACAAUGGUGACGUGUUCUGGGGAGCCCCACCUCGUCCUCCUCCACCUUCUAAUUAUUGAAAUGAAACUCUUGUUUACUUUUAACCGUUAAUCUUGCCGACUUAUAUAUAUAUGCGUAGUGUGAUCUGAAGUUUUCUUGUUUAAGCCAGGUUAGGGUACACCUUAGAGCGUAUUAAUAAUCGAUCUGUUUCAUUUUCUUUUACGUUCUACCCUAAUGUUCCUUUGUCUUUCAUGUUGUCCCUUUUGUUCAAUCUGCAUACUUAAAUCGGUGCUGGAAGAGUUUAUUGGAUAUCUAUUCGAUGAAUGAUAGACAAUUUUUGUUGUUACUACUUGCUUA
Vigna umbellata (rice bean) is the source of this 1602-nucleotide messenger RNA. The record is from RefSeq and is a predicted model, not a curated record. NCBI's taxonomy places the organism in Eukaryota, Viridiplantae, Streptophyta, Magnoliopsida, Fabales, Fabaceae.